Molecule: messenger RNA, 2615 nt
Organism: Paralichthys olivaceus (Japanese flounder)
Lineage: Eukaryota; Metazoa; Chordata; Actinopteri; Pleuronectiformes; Paralichthyidae
Gene: morn4
Product: MORN repeat containing 4
Biological process (GO): response to axon injury
Cellular component (GO): cell projection
Source: RefSeq, a predicted model, not a curated record
GUAUUCACAAACAACACAAACAGUGAGCAAACACGAGAAGUAGCGUAACACUGACACAAACUACAGCAGCGGACUGAGUCGAGCUGCCGAGGGAAGGAAACAGCGGAGGACAAAAAAGUCGCUCGGAGAUGAACCAAAAUGUGAUAUUCCGGAGCGUACGGGCAGCACCUGAACGCGACAUACGUCUCCCAGCCGGUGUUUUGAUAUUUCUACGCCCUCCGGUGCUGUGCGGUGCUUUCCAUGCUUCAGAGACGACUAACGUAGCGUGCAGAGAUACCAUGACUCUGACCAGGGGAUCUUUCACCUAUGCCAGUGGGGAGGAGUACCACGGCGAGUGGAAAGAAGGUCGGAGGCAUGGCGUUGGUCAGCUCAAGUUUCAGGAUGGAACUUGCUACACCGGUCAGUUUGAGAAUGGACUCUUCCAUGGCUCUGGUGUGCUGCUCUUCACAGAUGGAUCCAGGUACGAAGGAGAAUUCGCUCACGGAAAGUUUCAAGGUGCAGGAGUCUUUAGUCGAUACGAUGGCAUGAAGUUUGAGGGAGAAUUCAAAGACGGACGGGUUGAGGGACGUGGGCUAUUGACUUUCCCAGAUGGAGCUCAUGGUGUCCCACGAAACGAGGGCUUGUUUCAAAACCACAAGCUACAGAAGAGAGAGAAGUGCCCAGGAGUGGUGCAGCGUGCUCAGGCCUCAGCGUCCGGUGCUCGCAGUCUGGCACUUUGACCGUCAUGGACCGUGACAGAGACACCACGGUCAGGGUUACAGCACCUUUCAGGAGGGCCUCAGGGAUGUGUACUAGUAUACUCCCCUCCAGCUCUUCUCUCUGUGUCUUUCUCUCUUUUUUUCAGCAUCACUUUAUUUGUCUGCAUCUUCCUAGCUUCACCCUCUCAGCAGCUCGGGAAGCACAUGCAAUUUGACCAAACAAUGGCUUUCUGUAUGACUGACUUGAAAUGCACAACACCAUGAAGCACACCUUUAAGUCUGCAAGUCACAGCAAAUUUAGCUGUUUUUCUCUUAAACAGUGUCUUAGUGUUUCACAACAGUUAGCUUUCAUACUUCAGGUGACUGAAUAUGGAAGACCUCUUCUUAUCAUGUUAUUGCACAUCUGGUAUUUAAAGGGUUUCCUACUGCAUUUAGGUGUAAAGUAAGUCUGUAUGUUCAAGACUUUAGGUUCUUAGAUAACAUCAGAUUACGUAAAGGUUUAGGUCCCCAUUUAGUUUGCUUGAUAAUGCCCAAACAGUGUGAGGGUAACAUGACACACAUUUUUGCCGAUGUUUUUCACACUCUUGGACAUUUGGUGGUGAUAAAAAACAAUACGUUGCAAUGCGUCCAUGAAGGUUGCAAACAUGGACCAUUGACUGAAUAUAAAGGUGGACGACAUGACAGCCUGAUGUAUGUUGAAGUGUUUAUUUUUCUGAAACAUCAGUAGAAGAUGGCAGUGCUCGUGUACAAUGGAAGGAAGUAAACAAACACGUCGUCCAUCUUUGUGUACAGUAAUUGCUGUGGAUCUGAGCGACACAGGAUUCAAAAUAUUCAAUAAAAUUGGCUAUACAAAUAUAAUAAUAUAAUUGUUAGUAAAAUGAUUCCAAAAAUAUUGUCAGACCUCAAAGAUACACACAGUGAAUGUAAACAUAACUUGUUUGUUUUCAAAUACACGUGACCGGGCACCUUUAAAAUCUCAAUCCAUAGUGCUGCUGCAAAAAUCUACCAUUCAAGAAAUGCAUUUAUUCACUGGUGUUCUCUUUUUUUUAGAAGAUCAGUAAUCACAUUUGCCUUAAAAACGUUUUGGUAUAGUGGAAUAGUUCAAGGCUGUCCGUCUGAAAAUCAGAUUAGGCACAGUGCCCUCUCCUUCCCCUCUCCUCCACAUCAUUUGCCCUACAGUGUCUGUCAGCCUAAUGAUUUUGAGGUCUGCCUGAAGACUGUUACUAAGCUGGUGCUGACUUCCAUCUCCCAUCACUCACAAGUCCUGCUGCUGCCCUCCCUCAGAUAAACCUCCCACUACCAGUGGAAAUCAUUUGAAAGGAUAUUUAACUCAUUUGGACAAUUCUCUCCUGUUUUCCCCUGUGUAACCUGAAACCCUGGAUGACUGGACAUCUUCAAAGUUGAUAAAUAAUCAUGAUUAAAUGCAUUAAACUCGGGACUUACAUCUUAACUGAGGCAGCUGAAUGAUAAAGACUUUAUAAAUCAGACAUAUUUAAAAGUAUGUGAUUCUAAUGUAUGUGUUUUCUGUGAGGUGUAUAGAUAUUUAUUGUCAUUGAUUGUGUUUGUUUUGACCUUUCCACAGAAUUAUGUGCUCAUUCUGUGAUUGGUCUGGUAGAGAAUGGUGUCGCAGAGUUAAGACUGUGUGGUUGAGUAUUUUGAAAUAUUGAGAAUUUGUGAACCAUUAUAGCCAAUCAUAGGUAUUCUAUGCCUGCAGAUUAAUUCAGUGUACUUGAAGCGUUUAUAGGCCUUACAGAUCAUUUGUAGACGUGGCUUGUCUAGGCUUACAAAGCACUUCAACCAAAGACAAUCAAGUGAUAUUAUAGGUAGGGAAGCCUGGAAUAUGUGUUAUUUCUUACAGCUGAACAACAGAGACAAAUCGAUGGGGACAAAUCCUCCUGGGGCUUCAGUGGAAGGAGA